This is a messenger RNA of Truncatella angustata, 1187 nucleotides long. RefSeq names its product ubiquitin-conjugating enzyme/RWD-like protein. NCBI's taxonomy places the organism in Eukaryota, Fungi, Ascomycota, Sordariomycetes, Amphisphaeriales, Sporocadaceae. The transcript is spliced from 4 exons. The record is from RefSeq and is a predicted model, not a curated record. Bases 157 to 1095 code for a protein of 312 amino acids.
AAUUUAGUACCGGCAUAGCGGCCUCGUCAGUGCCCCACCACCUCGAUUGGGCCCGUUGAACCACUCCAAUGCGUUUGACACCAAAGAAACCGUUUCAAUCUGUCAACCACAUAGUUCCUAAACCUACCUUACAAUCACCCCCUUUUCAAAAGCCAUAUGGCUUCUGCCAAGCUGAGCAGUUUGCCAGCUUUGAGAAAACAACACCUUCUCGCUGAAUUUGCUGGGCUCAAGCAGGCAUGUCCUGAUGGCAUAUUCGUCAGCCUGACACCAGGAGACCCGACUCUGUGGUCUGGCGUCAUCUUUGUACGAGAUGGGCCAUAUGCGCCCGCAGUUCUACGCUUCCAGAUAUCCUAUCCUGAUGCAUAUCCCAGACUUCCACCCUUGGUCACCUUCGCCACUGACAUGUUUCAUCCGCUCAUCACUCCCCUGACAACCUAUAUGUACACAACCGACAUUCAAGACAACGGCACGGUAAGUGCAACGGACGAAGAGCGCCUUCCUCCCGGCGGUUUUAGCCUGCGCCAUGGGUUUUCUGAAUGGUUUGGACGCCGCGCAAGGAACAUAGCCGCGCAGUCGCAGCCCGUCCAGACGCCUCCUCGUCAAGCAGCAGCUGCCUCAGUGGCUAGCAGCGGCAAGUCAAGUUCUAAAAACUCCGCAAUCGGUGACUCCCCUGGCUUUGCCGACACAAAAAAGAGAGAGAUAUCCACAUUUGAAGUGCUCAGGUAUAUCCGGAGCACCUUCGAUGAUGAAGAUGUCCUUGACUCUCUUCCACUGGAGGCAGCUGGUAACCCUGGAGCAUGGCAUGCAUGGCGUGCUCAUAGGCAGGACAACGGCAAGGUGUUUACAGGCGCUAGCGAUGGCGAUGGUGACAUGGCCCCUCUGCCAUCAGCUCCUAUAAGAAACCCUGGAGAGUGGAACUGGGAAGGUGUAUGGGAGGAGAGGGUGAAGAAAGGUAUUGCAGCGAGCUUGUCAGAACCAGUACUAUAUGGGAGCACAGGCGGUUCCGAAGAUGUGAUCCGUUUCCUAAGUAUGGAAGAUAAUGAUGUUGAAGCUGUAAAGGACAAUCUCCUAAGGACACUAGCUCAUUCCGCGUAAGAAGACAUCCUGCUGCACCACUCUUUCGCAUGUUUGGUCCAGUUUGUGUUGUAGUGCCGCCUCGCCCAUAUUCGUAGUGCUAUUCGCAGCGA